CUCAUCCAGAAAAAAUUACGCGCGCGACUGUAUUAGUCUAUGUUUCUAAACAUGGCAGGUCGCAGUGGAUACGAUGAUGGAAAUCCGAGGGACUUUGGAGGCGGCAGGAGGACGCUGGGAGGGCGCCCGCUGCCCACAGAACCUCCCUACAAGGCGUACGUGGGAAACCUUCCCUCUGGAAUCAUCCAAGGCGAUAUUAACAGAAUUUUCCCAGAUCUGAACAUCAAAAAUGUGAGGCUGGUGAUGGACAGAGAGACGGACAAGUUCAAGGGCUUUUGCUACGUGGAGUUCGAAUACCUCGAGGACCUGAUCAAGGCUAUUGAAAUGAACGGCGCGCUGAAUGUCGAUGGGAAUUUUGUCAAAAUCGACGUCGCCGAAGAGAAACGGAGUGACAGGGGCGGUGGCGGAUUCGACCGCGGCCGACGGGAGGGCGGCGGUGGCGGAGGUGGCGGCGGCGGUGGCGGCGGUGGGGGGAGACGCGAGGACCGCGAGGGUGGCGGGGGGCGCGACCGCGGCUUCCGGCGCGACGGCGGCGGUGGUGGUGGCGGCGGCGCUGGCGCGCGCGGUACGUACGACCACUUCGACGCGCCCGACCGCCGCGACCGCGAGCGCGCGCCUCGGCACCCGGGGGGAGGGUUCACACACGAGCGUGACCGAGGCGGGUCAGGCGCGGGCGAACGGUGGGGCGACCGCGAUCGCGAAGGUGGAGGUGGCCGCGAGGCGCGCGGGGGCCGUGGGGCCUCAGAGGAACCGCGCGGCGCCGUCGAGUGGGGCCGAAUGGGCGGACAGAGGGGCCAGGCGCCGCCGCAGGCCGGGCCACGGCCACGACGUAACUUCGACGACAUGCCCACGACGCGUCCAGACACAUCAGGCAGACCAAAGCUGAAGCUAGAGCCGCGGACGGUGAAGGAGCCGGUGAACUCGCUGGCGACGACGAGCCAGGCGCACUCAAUAUUCGGCGGCGCGCGGCCGCGGGAAGAACGGCUCAAGGAGCUCUCGGGCGAGUAGAGCCCCGACCUGGCGUGCCGCGCUGGGCCUCUGGGGCCUCUGGGGCCUCCCCUGUGUGUACAUGUAUCGUCCCUCGCCCGACCCCUCGUGUGCCCCGAUAUUUAAAGUGCAGAUUGUAUAUGAACUCGAGUUUUUGUUAGGUUAUGAGGUUGUAAAUCAUUUUUAUCGUAUAUUUUGUUAACUUUAUUAUGUGUAUCGAUGAGCUUAUUAUCGUUUUUAGCGCUGGUCGUGCCCUUUUUGAGCGAAAGGAUCGGUGGUAGCUCGGCUUGUUGGCAGUAUUUAAAUUGCUAGUGUUACAUUCGUCUCUUCUUCUAAAUCGUCUGGGCAUGUGUGAACGAUAAACUUUGUGCAUAGUAUUUAAUAAGUUUGAAAUUCAACUCCGAGGAAUAAAUUUUUUCGUUCAUUUUGUUAUUAUGCUUUAUGUAACAAUAAAACAUAAUAUUAUUUUUAUUUUUAAUAUAGCUUGUGGCGAUUUUUAGAGAGCUUCGUAAUUGAUUCUCUGUUGUAAUUGUUUAUCAUUUAUUGAUUGUUUAGUUGGUUAGGUCGUGAAAUUAAUCAUUGAAUGAGUAAUUAUGAACAUAAUGUAAGAGUUGAUAAUACGGUGAUGUAAUUACGGUGUCAUUAAUAAAUUAACUUCCACGUACUUGGAUUUAUACU
Hyposmocoma kahamanoa is the source of this 1665-nucleotide messenger RNA. It is a transcript of the gene eIF4H1, whose product is annotated as eukaryotic translation initiation factor 4H-like. The coding region runs from base 40 to 1008 and encodes 322 amino acids. The transcript has 6 exons. NCBI's taxonomy places the organism in Eukaryota, Metazoa, Arthropoda, Insecta, Lepidoptera, Cosmopterigidae. Gene Ontology annotation, molecular function: RNA binding. The record is from RefSeq and is a predicted model, not a curated record.